This is a messenger RNA of Postia placenta MAD-698-R-SB12, 1497 nucleotides long. RefSeq lists its product as hypothetical. The record is from RefSeq and is a predicted model, not a curated record. Lineage: Eukaryota; Fungi; Basidiomycota; Agaricomycetes; Polyporales; Adustoporiaceae. Bases 1 to 1497 code for a protein of 498 amino acids. The transcript has 4 exons.
AUGGCAAUGCAGCUGACCUCGUCAGGCCCGGCUCUGGCCGAGACAGCUGCUUGGGUGUGGUUCGAUGGUCCCAUACCGGGGCCCAGUCGCCUGCCUCCAGCGGCCAGUGAAGGCCCCAUGAGGCAGCGCCGCCGACGGCUGUCGCAGUCCCACCCCUUCAAAUUCACGAUCGCCUCGCUGACGUUUUCCUGGCACGGUGGCCGGAAAGUCAAAGUAAGGCGCCCCCAGUACUGUGAUACACGGUCGAUUCUGCAACCCGCCGAACCACAUCGGAUGUGUUGCAGUAUCGACCAAGGAGUAUGCGUCGGCGCUCCCGCUCCCGCCCUUCUGUUAUCCGUCCGCGCGGAUGAGGACGAUCGGCUCACGCCGCCCUCCCCCGCCGACCAUGUGGGCGCGCACGCAUAUAAGGACUCGGACACGACGGUGACGAUACCUAACGAUUCCGUGAACAUGCAACAAACUUCGAAGACUACCACUCGACCUUUCACUAUCCGCUUCUGCUAUGCGUUGGGCGCAUUCAUAAUUGGGCCGUUAUACCUGAUAGCCGCCAGCGGACUUUUCAUUAUCCGGCUGUUAUGGCACGAGGAUAGGUUGCGAGGUGUUCCUCGUUGCCCGACUUCGAACCGCAAGUGGAGUUUGUCAAGACCUCGACGUCAAGGAAAGGGCCCAUCGUCUGUUCAGGAACCUACACCAGGGCACGAACCCUUCAGCUCAUAUUCUACCAAGGGGACGCCACCAGCCGCACCGACCGGCAGCUCCCGUCCGUUUGCAAAGAAAAUCCUUGCCGCUCCUGCCAAACUCUUGCGCGAACGCUCUUUCUUGCUCCGUUCGCACAUCUGCCCCAACCCACUCAAUACGCUGAAAGCCGCGCGCUGCACGUCCUCGCCGCCUCGCCGCCUCCUUGGACUCACCCGCGCCGCGACUGCGAACUCAACGACCGACUUCGAGCCCAAACCCAACAGGCCUGGCAAUGGCCCGGGUUUCCGCAUGACGUCUAUGCUAGGCAUUCUGCGCCCCAAGUCCCGCAUGGAGCCUGGGUUCAAAGCCCGCUCGGCGUCUGACCCCACGCCGUAUGCACAGCCAGCGCAUCCCUCAGAUCAGUCUCCCACAGAGUCGCGGCGCACAUCUGAGGAUACGCUGGUCGAACGGGACCCUCCAGCAGCCGCUCGCAGAUACUCCUGGGCGCACGUGACACACCGUCGCGCAGCAUCGACGCCCACACCCCCAGUCGUCACCCGCGCCCUGACCAGCACUGCUGUCUCGCCCCACAUGCGUCGCGAGCCAUCGAGCCGUCCGCGGCGUGCGUCGGAAGGCUCAGCCUCCGCCAACACGCGCAGACGGGAUACGGGCGAGCUAGUGCGGUACCACCCGCCAAACAUGCUCCAAGAGACGACAUUUACGCAAACGUUUACGAACCCCUUCAAGCCGCAACCAAAGCGUGCGAAGACCAUGUCUACCAGUACACUGAACAACAGCGACACCGGAAGAGCACAAUAA